UAGUAUCAGUUUUUUGCACCACUUCCUAAGAAAGGAAUUAGUAGGUUGCAGGGGGGCAUGAGCUUGCUCCUCAACCUCUGACUUUGGCUCUUCUUUAUACCCCUCUCCCCUUGGUGGGGCAGUUAACAGGUUCAGCAUCACUGGGACAAUCCACAUCCCCCAUUAGAUUCUGCUUCUCAGCAGUAGCCUCCAGACAGUGGAACAAUCUCUGCCUUGAGACUAGCCUGGCACCAAAUUCUGUCCCUUUCUCAGUGCCAGAUUAAGCAUUUUAAAACAUAAUUUAAUGGCUUGGUGGUGGGGGUACUAGCUUAAGUAUUUAUUUAUUUAUUUAUUAAACUUUUUCUGUACCAUGGUUCAUGAAAAAUCUCAUGAUGGUUUACAAAAUUUACACAGGUCAGCUUAGGAUCCCAUAUUGUUUUAGCUGCUCAAUUUAUAAUGUUAAUAAUUGGGAGCAGUUUGGUGCUGUUGUAUUGGCUUAUGGUCAAGUUUCAAGAACUGUUGCAAGCCACCCAGAGAACUUCAGCUAUUUGGCCAUGUAGAAAUGAAAGUAAAUAAAGGCAAGGUGUGUUUAAGUAUCCUGGGAAGUUAGAUCUCAUCCACUGCACCUGGAAACAUCAGGCUAGACUCUUCCAUCUUGUAUCCGUGCCUGGAAUGGAAAGAAAUAGAUAACUGUCUUCGUGUUCUCCAAAGGAUUUGUCUCCCCUUGCCCCUGGAAAGGGGGCAAGGGGGUGUCUUGGAGGGGUGGAACGCCCACCUCACCUGGAAGGGCACCUGGCUUGGUUCACUCCUGGCCUGUGCAUCCUUGGCUCCAGGGUUUCCUCUGUUUUGCAUUUUCCUCGUGGAGCUUAUUCCACCGGGAUAGACAAUGCCGUGACCGGCCGCAACGCUUUCCGCCCACCAGCCCCGCAAACCGCGCACCAGAGAGUUGAGCUCGUGGGGCUGGAGGACGCAACAUGGCUGGCAGUGGCUACACAGACCUACGAGAGAAGCUCAAAUCGAUGAUGCCUUACCGGGACAACUACAAGAGCGGCAGCACGCGGGACCCGGCGGAGCCCCCCUACGCGGGUGGGGGCGGAGCUGCCGAGCGCAAGCGCAAGUACCACGAGGAGUCGGACUCGGAGUCCAGCGACGGCGAGGAGCACCAGCGCGAGGAGGAAGAGGCCCAGAAGGUGAAAAGCGGCAUCCAGCAGCUCCGGCUCUUCAGCCCCGAGGAGUGCGCCAAGAUCGAAGCCCGCAUCGACGAAGUGGUCUCCCGGGCCGAGAAGGGCCUUUACAAAGAGCACACGGUGGACAGGGCCCCUCUCCGCAACAAGUACUUCUUUGGGGAGGGCUACACAUACGGGUCUCAGUUGCAAAGGCGGGGCCCUGGCCAGGAGCGGCUUUACCCGCGCGGGGACGUGGACCCCAUUCCCGAGUGGGUCCACGCGCUCGUCAUCCGCAAGCUGGUGGAGCGGCGGGUGAUCCCCGAGGGCUUUGUGAACAGUGCCGUGAUCAACGACUACCAGCCCGGAGGCUGCAUCGUCUCCCACGUGGACCCCAUCCACAUCUUCGAGAGGCCCAUCGUCUCCGUGUCGUUCUUCAGUGACUCGGCCCUCUGCUUCGGCUGCAAGUUCCAGUUCAAGCCGAUCCGGGUCUCCGAGCCAGUCUUCUUCCUGCCUGUGAGAAGAGGCAGCGUGACCGUGCUCAGUGGCUACGCAGCUGAUGAAAUUACACACUGCAUUCGACCACAGGAUAUCAAGGAGAGAAGAGCAGUCAUCAUUCUUAGGAAAACCAGACUAGACGCUCCCCGGUUGGAGACAAGGUCUCUGAGUAGCUCUGUGCUGGUGCCAGGCUAUGCCUCUGACCGUCUGUCAGGAAGUAACCGGAACCCCAUCCUGAAGCCAAAGAGGUCCCACCGCAAAGCAGACCCAGACGCUGCGCACCGACCUCGAAUUUUAGAAAUGGAUAAAGAAGAGAACAGGCGCUCAGUCCUCUUACCGAAACACAGGAGGAGAAGUCAUUUCAGCUCUGAGAACUAUUGGCGGAAGUCUUACGAGUAUACGGAGGACUUUGAUGAGGAGGAGGAGGAGGAUGGGAGUCCAGCCCGGAAAGUGAAAAUGAGGCGGCAUUGAGGGAGUCUGUUCUUUCGCCCCGCCAGGAUCUUAGAGGUGACGAGACUAGCUUUCAGGCUGUGAAAUGGUCUCUCUUUGCCCCUCUCAUCCAGUCCCUCCUUGGCCGAGUCUCAUCUAGCUUCAAGUUUGUAUUUUCCUUGCCCACCUUUUAGGCUGAAGAGUAGCUGGAACAAACCUGGCUUUGUUUUCUUCUUCUUGUUUAACAGAGGCAUCCAUAUCAAUCUGGAUGUUUCUGGUCCCGCUUGCCUCCUUUUUCCUGGGCAGUUGGGGCACGCUUCACAGCGGAGGCUAUUUUUUUUUAAGGAAAAAAAAGCUAUGUCAUUUCUGGAGGUGUUUGGGCUGGAGUAGGUUUCGAAGAUGCCAAAAACUGACGUGUUUUGAGUUUGCUGAAGGGUUACGAAUAUUCUUUUGUGUUUGAUGCCGCUGCUUCUUAAAAAACAUUCUAAACACAGCAUUCGAUUCGCUGCACACGUGGUGAAGCACUCUCCACAGCACCGUCUCGCUCCAUUCCACACCAAAGGGCUCCUAAUUUCCGAAACCAAUUACCGUGUGAAGUUCUUUUUUUUUUUUUUUCCUUUUGCUCUCCUUCAGAAAGCUGCUUCCCUCCAGCAACUGGAAAUCUAAAGCUUUGCAAACACCUCUUGACAACACCAGAUGACAAAGCAUUUAGGACAUGUUGCACUUUAGUGUCAGGGUUUAUCCCCCCGCCCCUUUUUGUGUGUUCUGUGAAAUGCCAUAUAAUUUUCCCCAACCCCAUGACUUGCUUGGGCUAGUGAGCAUCUGUGUUUCCUGCGCUGCUAAUGAAAAGGAUACAGUCUGUUUUCUCUUUCUGUGAAGGAUGCUCAGCGGUUCCGUGUUGGGGCUGCCAUUUGAGGGCUCAUGAGGGGUGGGCGGGAGCGACUCUCGGAGGGGGGAACAGCUUGGCCAGAAACCCCAGGUUCUGGGGGAUCCUUCACACUAACAGCAUGGGGCACAGUGCACGGAGGUCUCCAGGCCCGCCUGGCAGCGAAGCGGGGCACGCGCGAGUGCCGGCCGAGGAGACCACCCCCCUGCAUUGUCCCUGCACCGCGUGUGGACGUUUGCGUGUCCUGUUUCGAUUGGCUUCCCCCCGCCUCUCCGUUUUAGAAAGUAAGGCGUUGCCGGUUCUGUUCUCUCUCCCGCUGCUUGCAAAUCCAUCUCGUGCAGCUGUUUUCCGAAAGGCAGGGGGCCAAGUUAGCGCGCAGGGUUGGGAUGGGAAACCUGGUGGAAAGGCGUCUCUCUGGUGGGCCCCUGACGAUGGGGGCUUGGGAUUGCCACGUGACCGUGGGGACCGGUUCUCGUGGCUGCAGGAGGGCUCGGGCAGUCCUUGCCACGCGGGAGGCCGGAGUGGGGGCGAACUGGCAGGCCACACUCCAGUGCCUUCAGGCGGUGGGUCCAGCCUGCUUUGCCAUCACGAGCCUUCCGCUCAAGAUCUGUGAGUCCUCCUGCCUGGCUCGGCCAGCUCUCGAACGCGCCGAGCUUCCUGCUUGAACAGGCCUUGAAAAGCAGCCCGGUUGCCCUCAAAAUGUUCAGGGAUGAAAUGUCAGGUCGUCCUAGCGGCCGUACCCCUUUUCCUCCCCCGUGCCUCAGCCUGAAGGAGUCGGAAUGUGAGUUUUAAUUGCUUAAACCUCCCAGCUUCCUCGCAUCGCCCAACCCCGUUGCCCCACUCCGCACUCUCUGAAUUCAGCACUUUGCACUAAAGUUGUCAAUGCAACCAGUCUCUUCUGAAGUAGCUUUAACUCUCUCUGCCCUGCACUCAGAUGCAAGGGACUUGGAGUCCCCCCCGCCCCGCUGCAUCAGCACCCCAGCUGCACGCACCUUUUUGCUCUGCCCCCUUGCCCGCCAGCACACGCAGAAUUCUAGGAAGCCUCUGCACCGGGGAGGCCGUUCGGCCCCCAUCGCGCGGCUCUUGCUGCUGCAGAGGAGCCAUGGGAGUUGACCCCGGUAGCACUGCAGCUCGCUUGAAGCAGAGCGUCCCGACCUUCUGCUUCUCUUCGCCAUCAGAGCAGCACCCGUGAUUCCCGAGGGUCGUGGCUGCAUAACGUGAAGCCUUCCUUCAGUGCUGUUGAUGAUGGGGCCACGGGGUGGAUGCACUGACCUCGGUUUUAAUAUCCCCCGCCCCUUGCUCUGCUCUGGUGGUGUGGCUAGAAUGGCGUGCAGGCAGAGCCCCGCACGGCACACGGAAAGGUUCCCAGAGACCUGUUCCGUGGGGUGGAACCACUCUGCUCCUGGUGUUGCAGGAGCCCCAGGCUGCCUGGGGCUUCUCCCUGGCGCGCCACCCAGUUUGGGCAAGGAAAGGAGAGGGAGGCCUGCUUACCUGACUUUCUUAAGGGCUCGGGAGUUUUAUCAGAUGCACAAUCCGCAGCAUCUCCUCCAGCCACUUGUUCUGUUCCAGCCCUCCCCGACCUGCUGCCUCCCGGAUGUCAUGGCCUCCAAUCGCCGUCAGCCCCAGCCACCUUGGCAGGGGUCAGGAAUCAUGGGCGUCAUUGUCCCAAGCACUCGGGGGGCACGGGUCAGGGAAGGCUGUUCUGGUCAAAGCAUCUCCGCGGUUUCCCGCCACUUUGGAGCUUUAUUUUCCUGCGUUUUUGUCCUGUUCUUAACGUUUUUCCUUUGCUUCGCGACUGGCGGGAGCCAGGACAAGUUCAGCCAGUGCCUGGCGGAAGCACCGGGUCCCGGCCUGCUCUCGGGGGGCAGAAGAACUCUGCCGCGUCGCAGCCCGAGCUGGUGCCUGGCAGUGGCGUGGCACGCUAGCUUUCGAUUGACUUUUUUUGAUCCCCCCUUUAUGUCUCUGGCACCAGCAGGGUCCGCAAACUGCUUUCCAAGCAUCUGGUAACCGUGGCAGAAAAGCUUGUAAGAAAGAUCGCAUCAUUAGCGGGGGGGAUCUGUUGCCUUACCAGCUUGUGCACCUGUCCAAAAUUCUGGAACCGUCUGUCAGGAAAACCCAUAGGGAUGGGUGUGCUUGUCGGCUGCCCCCCAAGCGCUUGACUCCCUUGGGACGGCGUAGCGGGAAGGGGGCAAGGAGAAGUGCAGACACACUCCCUCUUCCCACAGACGCCGUUUCCCCAAGCAACAUCGGGAAUCGCGCUUUGACCCCGUUCGCAGGUACACGCUGCUGGGCUUCAGCAAUUCACUCCACAUUUAUAAAAAGGAAACUGUUGAUAAGAUGACUUAAUUCCUAGUUUUAAUGCUGUUAGUGUGAUGCUUAAUAGCCACGGUUGCUGGAGGAAGGAUUCAGCCUUAAGCUGCCGCCAGAAACCUCAGGCUUUGCAUGGCAUGAAUCCAUUUCCAGUGAUUGCUGGCUGUUGAACUCGAGUCAGGAGGCAAAAGCGCCUAUUUGCUCCGAGAUGCACCUGGGUUUCUCCCCUUUGCACCCCCCUCCUCCCAAGCACACACUUUAAAAUAAAGUUCUGGCUGACUUUUUUGUGUUUUUUUAAAAAUAAAUAAAAUUCUAAUUUUUUGUUACAAAUAAAAUAAGUGGCAAUAUUUUUUUUCUGUAAUUUUUCAUAGGAAAAAGUGUGAUUUGUAAACAAAUUGUACAGUUCUGAAGUUUGAGAUACACAAAAUAACCGUACUGCGUGGCACUCUGUAAAUGGGGGGGAGGGGAGAGAUUAUUUUCCGUACAGUACAGUGUAUUUGGGGAGAAAUCUUUUAAUUCGGGUUGAUUUAGGAAGAACUAUAGUUCCCUGUCAGGGUUUGAAAUUUCUUUUUUUUUUUUUCUUGUAUAGAAUGCUGCAUUUAACUAAAUAAAAGCCGAAAGCAUCACUUGA
This is a messenger RNA of Varanus komodoensis (Komodo dragon), 5896 nucleotides long. It is a transcript of the gene ALKBH5, whose product is annotated as alkB homolog 5, RNA demethylase. The transcript has 5 exons. Lineage: Eukaryota; Metazoa; Chordata; Lepidosauria; Squamata; Varanidae. Gene Ontology annotation, molecular function: oxidative RNA demethylase activity. Gene Ontology annotation, cellular component: nucleus. The record is from RefSeq and is a predicted model, not a curated record. The coding region runs from base 954 to 2111 and encodes 385 amino acids. Gene Ontology annotation, biological process: mRNA processing; mRNA export from nucleus.